CUGUUGUCACAUUGGUCAAACAUGAACCGGUCCAUCUUUCUUCUGUCCUUGGUCAUUCUGAGCUGCCUGACUUUUACUGAGGGUCAGCGGAUGUUCAUAAGCAGGCGAUGCUUGUGCUCCAGAACAUAUGAGAGUGUGCAGCCUAGAAACAUCAAGGAGUGGAGAGUGCAUGAACCAAGCGCAUCCUGUAAAACCACUGAGAUUAUUGUGAUUUUGAAGAAACCUCACAAAAAAGUCUGCCUGAAUCCCAAUUCAAAACUGGGACGCAAACUGCUAGAAAUGAAUUAGAGCUGAUUUCCAUGAACACACCGGAUCAUCCAUGGAUGAAAUAUCAAGAAGUGCCCAGGGUUCUUUUGUGGUUGCAGCUUUGAAGAUAAGGAGAAAUGGUGUCUCUCGGUAAACUGAUAGCCUAUCAUUAAAAAAGGAUAAAAGAUAACUUAAUGACCCAACUCUUACUGUAAGCAAUAGCAUACAGUCAAACAGAUGCACACCUCUCGCAUUUCUUUUCUUUUUUCAGCUGCAGUAGAUCAAGACUGAACACACUUUCUAAAAAAGGCUAGGCUAUGACACACACAGAAUACUCUGUAAUUAGGUUUAAAUAAAAGGUUUUAUUCAAUUGAGUGUAUCAUAAAAAGGAGAGGCAUGAAAGGGAGGAAUUAGAUUGGCAUGGUUUUCUUGCACCAAAUUAAAGUUCAGUAGGACUGAAAUUAUCAGUCCAAAAGAGAAUGUUAUUUUUGUUCGUUUAUUUGUUCGUUGUUGUUGUUGUUUUGUAAUUGGAGUGAAUGUUCAUGUUGUUUUUUAUAAUUAAUAUUUUUUAAUGAAAUAUCCAUUCAUGUUGAAUUAAGAAAGUCUUAAAUCUGUUAGGGUAUCUGGUCAAGCUACACCGCCUUGUUUUCAGUGUUUCUGCUAAAGAAGCCAAUAAAACCUGUUUAAAAAUA
Messenger RNA from Puntigrus tetrazona (Sumatra barb), 938 nucleotides. Its product is annotated as interleukin-8. The record is from RefSeq and is a predicted model, not a curated record. Gene Ontology annotation, molecular function: CXCR chemokine receptor binding; chemokine activity. The transcript is spliced from 3 exons. Gene Ontology annotation, biological process: neutrophil chemotaxis; cellular response to lipopolysaccharide; inflammatory response. NCBI's taxonomy places the organism in Eukaryota, Metazoa, Chordata, Actinopteri, Cypriniformes, Cyprinidae. Gene Ontology annotation, cellular component: extracellular region. The coding region runs from base 22 to 288 and encodes 88 amino acids.